This is a messenger RNA of Trichosurus vulpecula (common brushtail), 1947 nucleotides long. RefSeq names its product AFG1 like ATPase (gene AFG1L). The transcript is spliced from 13 exons. The record is from RefSeq and is a predicted model, not a curated record. Gene Ontology annotation, cellular component: cytoplasm; mitochondrion. Gene Ontology annotation, molecular function: ATP binding; ATP hydrolysis activity. The coding region runs from base 4 to 1461 and encodes 485 amino acids. Lineage: Eukaryota; Metazoa; Chordata; Mammalia; Diprotodontia; Phalangeridae.
AAGAUGGCGGCGUCCCUGUCGCCCUGGGUUACUCUGCGGCCCCUGGUGCAGAGCCGGGUGCGGGACAGAUGCGCCUUGUUGGGGGCUCGGGCAGCUGCAGCCAUCGCCGCUGCCUCCGCCCCUGCGACCGCCCCCGGGAGGCCCCUUCGGAAAGCUUAUACAGUUCAGACCACAGAAAGUGUGACUCCAAAUACCCAAACAGAUGCUUUUUCAAAAGCUUUGGCUGUUUGCAAUGGACCAUUGGAACACUAUGAUUUCCUAAUCAAGGCUGAAGAGAUAAAAGAAGAUGAACACCAGAGAAGAGUUGUACAGAGUCUGCAGAAGUUACAUGAGAGCCUUAACGGAUACAACAUUGAAUCCAAAAGCCUUUUUUCCAAGCUUUUUGCAAAGAGAAAACCUCCGAAAGGCCUCUAUGUCUAUGGAGAUGUAGGUACAGGAAAGACAAUGGUGAUGGACAUGUUUUAUGCUUAUGUAGAAAUGGAGAGGAAAAAGAGAGUCCAUUUUCAUGGCUUCAUGCUCGAUGUACACAAAAGAAUACAUCGCCUUAAACAGAGUUUGCCAAAACGGAAGGCAGGAUUGAUGGCCAAAUCAUAUGAUCCAAUAGCUCCUAUAGCUGAAGAAAUUAGUGAAGAGGCAUGUCUCUUAUGUUUUGAUGAGUUUCAGGUCACUGACAUUGCUGAUGCCAUGAUUCUGAAACAGCUUUUUGAAAAUCUGUUCAAAAAUGGGGUCGUCGUUGUGGCAACAUCCAACAGGCCACCUGAAGACCUAUACAAAAAUGGACUCCAACGGGCUAACUUUGUGCCAUUCAUUGCUGUCUUGAAGGAAUAUUGCAACACAGUUCGGUUGGAUUCUGGAAUAGAUUAUCGGAAAAGGGUACUUCCUGGAGCUGGAAAACUCUACUACCUCACAAGUGAAGCUGAUGUGGAGGCUGUCAUGGAUAAGUUGUUUGAUGAGCUGGCUCAAAAACAAAAUGAUUUAACUAGACCAAGGAUUCUAAAAGUGCAAGGCAGAGAGCUGAGGCUGAAUAAAGCUUGUGGAACCAUUGCAGACUGCACAUUUGAAGAGCUGUGUGACAAACCUCUUGGAGCCAGUGACUAUUUGGAACUAUCAAAGAAUUAUGAUACAGUUUUUUUACGAAACAUACCUCAACUUACACUGGCCAAAAGGACCCAGGCGCGAAGAUUCAUAACUCUUAUUGACACCUUUUAUGAAUUUAAGGUACGUAUCAUUUGUUCCGCAUCCACUCCUCUAUCAAGCCUAUUUUUGUAUCAACAUCAUGACAGUGAGUUGGAGCAUAGCAGAACAUUGAUGGAUGAUUUGGGGCUGAGCCAGGAUUCAGCUGAAACACUUUCCAUGUUUACUGGGGAAGAGGAAAUCUUUGCAUUUCAUCGCACAAUGUCCCGACUCACAGAAAUGCAAACUGAGCAGUACUGGAAUGAGGGUGACCGGAGCAAGAAGUGAUUCUCACUUACAAAUGACCAGAACUCAGGGCAGACAUGGGUGCAUCGGAGAGAAAGCCUUAUUAUGGAGAAUGACCUAAUUGGUUUUUCACUAAUGAUUGAUUUGUUAUGCACUUUAUCCUCUGGACCAUUGAUCCUCCAUCUCAGACUCCUAUCAAAAAAUUCACAGAUUCAUAAGUUAUAGCUAUUUUUACAGCUUCAUAUUUUUAAUAUUUAUUUUGACUUUUGUUCCAUCAAAAAAAAUUAAAAUCAGUGCUCUUGAUAGUUAUUAAUAACAGACUAUACAUAAAGCUAUAUGAAUGUGAUUUGGCUCCUGCUCCAUGCUGGCGAUAUUGAUAAGAAUAUGUCUUUAGUGAAAGAAAAAGCCACUUACAAAAGUAGAAGUCUUCAUACAAAAUUCAGUCAGUUGGAGGCAAUAAAAUCCUGAGUUUAUGUAUGCAUAUUAUAACAUACUUGAAUUGUAAUAAACUUGUAAUUACCUUUUAAA